AUGAAAUCAGAACGUCCGAUCAUCAAUUCUAAUCAUGAUUGUGACGUAUUCGCAGACAGGAGCCAAUGGGAGCGCGAGAUCAUCGCUGUGACAUUCAGAAAGGCCCAAAAACGGAGCAGAGUGGUCCCGCCCACCAUUGACUUUGUUCAGCGGGUUGCUGGAGGGGGAGGUGCGCAGCAGGGGGCGCUGUCCCGCGCAAUUAGGUCCGUGCACGACAUGCAGCGACGCCUGACAACUGAUGCUGAUGUCCUCUCACACAGAGAGCCAACUUCCACGGAGGGUGAACACAUCUGGCGAUUCGCCCCUUUUGAUGUGGCCACUUAUUCCGAGGGCGCCAUGACGCCGCUGAGUUAUCAAAUAUAUGUGACCGACGGCUCGUUUUAUGACGCCCGCAUCGAGUCCCGCGCCGUUCACCUCGGAGAGACCGUGACACCAUGGCUUUGGAGGGGACACGAACACGGGUUCAGAAGUGAGGAAGCGCAAAGCAAAAUGAAAGAAAGGGCCGAGGAGCCUAAGAUGGGGGAGGAAACGAGGGAGCGUGAAAGGGUGGGCAUGCCAGAGAAAGAGGAGAGGCAAUGGCAGAGCAGAGAGGGGAACGGGAGACGCCACGGGCAUCAUAUCAAAGCGCCCGCUCUAUCCGGACGCUCGGACAGAGGGGCCUGGGCUGGGGCCUUACACUCAGUGAAAGGAGACACGUCAGAAUGUUCUAAUUCGCUUCUGUCUCUUCUCUCUUCAGGUCUUGAUGACUGUCUCCAGCAGUACGUGAAGAGUUUUGAGCGGGAGCAGAUGGGCGGAGAACAGCUGCUGCACAUCACCCAUCAGGAGCUGGAGGAGCUCGGUGUCACCAGAAUAGGACAUCAGGAGCUAAUCCUGGAAGCUGUCGACCUCCUCUGUGCCCUGAACUAUGGCCUAGAGACAGAGAACCUCCGAACUCUGUCCCACAAGCUGAACGCGUCAGCGAAGAACCUCCAGAACUUCAUCUUGGGUCGGCGGAGGGGCGGUCACUACGAUGGGCGAGCAUCCCGGAGGCUGCCCAAUGACUUCCUCACGUCGGUAGUGGACUUGAUUGGUGCAGCCAAGAACCUGCUCGCCUGGCUUGACAGGUCUCCGUUUGCCAGUGUGACAGAGUAUUCGCUACUAAAGAACAACAUCGUGCAGCUCUGCCUCGAAUUGACCACCAUUGUACAACAGGACUGCACUGUGUAUGAGACAGAGAACAAGAUCCUUCACGUGUGUAAGACCUUAGCGGGGAUAUGCGACCACAUCAUCUCUCUUUCCUCGGACUCCCUGGUCUCUCAGUCGGCCCAUCUGGAGGUGGUCCACCUUACCAGCAUCAUGCCCAACGAGGGACUGGGGAUGUACAUCAAAUCAACAUAUGAUGGACUUCAUGUCAUCACUGGCACCACAGAGAAUUCUCCAGCGGACCAGUGUAAGAAGAUCCAUGCAGGGGAUGAAGUGAUCCAAGUCAACCACCAGACAGUGGUGGGAUGGCAGCUGAAGAACCUGGUGAAUGCUCUAAGAGAAGACCCCUGUGGAGUGAUCCUCACGCUAAAGAAAAGGCCUCAGAACACCCUGAGCUCCACACCGGCACUGCUCAGGAACGUCCGCUGGAAACCGCUGGGCCUGCAGCCGGUCCCCACCAGCCCCACCAGCACUUCCCCUACACCCAGUGGAACUCUGGGCAUGUCCAAAAUGGACGGCCCGAGCAUGCAGGACGUCUACAUCCUCUCUCCUGUCUCUGGACUCUAUAGCACCAGGUCAGACCCGCGCUCUGAGGUUUUGAUGAUGACCAUUAAGUUGAUUUCUGUGACGCUGCCGAUGACAGUGGCGACGGCCCUGAUGACAUCCACGAUGACAGCUCUGCUCUCCGCUCUCCGCAGGGAGGAGAUGGGUCUAAUGUCAUGUGACGACAUCAGCCGCUACAGUGUGAGCUCCCAGUCGGGCUCCAAAGGUUCAGAGGCGGUCAGCUACUACCUGGACCAGGACAGCGGUCAGUACUUCUCUCUGCUGGAGGGAGACGGGCCGCCGGGUCCUGACUAUGACAGGGGCCGCAACACGGGGGUGCGGCGGCGGGACAAGACCCCAACGCAUGGUGACCUCAGACCCGUUUCCAUGCCUCCCGAAUAUAACUGGAUGGCCGAGGCCAAGGAACCCAGCAUGGGCAAGAGGGGGAGCCGAGACUCAGACAACUCCCUGCUGCGAUAUCUUAGCGAUGACAAGAUCCUGGUGAUCGAGGAGGAGCCCGAGGGUCCGGGCAGGGAGAGCCGGCGCGAUUCCACCAGACGGUCUCGGCGCAAGAGCCGUAAUCCCAGCAGCCCCAGCUUUCCCAUCAGCCCUUCCAUGCUGUCCUCCACGCUGCGUCUUGAUCAGCCACCCGAACCUUUGCCUCGAGGUGCAGACACACUGAGGGCAGACACAACAGACAGGUACUCAGGCUCAGGGAGCUCAGGAGCUGCCUCCAUGAGAAAGUCUUUCCAUUACACCUCUCUAAGAACAAAAACCAAAAAGAGAAGUAAAGGUUCUCUCACCAGUGCCAGUCGAAGGAGAAUCUCCUGCAAAGACCUCGGCCAUGGUGACUGCGAGGGCUGGCUGUGGAAGAAGAAAGACGCUAAAGGCUACUUUACCCAAAAAUGGAGGAAGUACUGGUUUAUCCUCAAAGAGUCCUGUCUGUACUGGUACACCAACCAAAACGACGAGAAGGCUGAGGGCUUCAUCAGCCUCCCAGAGUUCAGAAUAGACAGAGCCAUAGAGUGCAGACGGAAAUUUGCCUUCAAAGCCUGCCAUCCCAAAAUCAAGAGUUUCUUCUUCGCCACAGACUGUCUUGAGGAAAUGAACAGGUGGAUGAACCGGCUGGGGCUCGCUGCUAUUGGCUAUACACCCGAUGACAAGGUGCCACGCCCCGAUGAAGACUACUGGAGCGAGAGCGAUCAAGAUGAUGUUGAUGGAUCAAUGACACUAAAACAGGAGGGACCCACAUCCCUCUGCGAUACUUACCACCGCACGCCAUCAGCUAACCUCCUGCAAAGUUAUGACCAGUUGCCCCGAUCGGCCAGUUCCGUGAGCCUGAUGCGCUCCACUCCGUCCCCUCUGCCCCCACCGAUGAGUGCCUCCACCUCCCCCAUUCCUCCACAGAUGGUGUCUUCCACAUCCCCUCUCAACCCACAGGUCAACUCUUCUAGCCCUUUCCCGGAGCCCAAGCACGGGCGCCACUUCUCCAGUGAGUCCACGCACUCCCACUCCUCCGCCGAGGACCAGCGCGGGGACGGCAUGGGCAUGGGCACGGGCACGGGCAGCACCAGCACCCACUCGUCGGGCUGCCGCUCCUCCCACCGCGAGCGCCGCUCCUGGCAGGACCUCAUCGAGACGCCGCUGACCAGCGCGGGGCUGCACUUCCUGCAGACGGCCCCGGGGGAGAGCGACUACGGCGGCGUGAUGGGGAGCAUGGCGGGGGAGAUGGGCUUCUACGGAGGCCUGGGCCGACAGGGCAUGUCCCCGGAGAGGCGCCGGCAGGCCACGCUGCCCGUGCGGAGGCACCACGCCGCCGAGAGGGACAGGGAGCGGGACGGGCCCUUCCCGCUGGAGCGCGGGCCGUACACGCACGGCCACACGCACCGGCGCUCCCACAAACAGCGGAGCCAGAGCCUGCCCAGGAACAGGGACCCGGUGCCGGGGAAGCUGCUGCACACCGCGGCCCACAUGGAGGAGAGGAGCGAAGACGAGGAGGCGGAGGGACAGGCAGCAGAGAUGCUCGAGGGUGAGGAAGACCUGCGGGAGUUGCGAGUGGAGAGCCGGGAGCGGAGGGUGUCCGAGGGCAGGGAGCGGCGGGUGUCGGAGGGCCGGGACCCGCUGGAGCGCGAGCCGGCGCUGGACGGGCUGGAACAGCUCUACCGAGCCCUGGAGCAGGCCAACGUCACGGCCCUGGGAGAGCCCAGACCCUGCAGCCGGCAGGAGCUCCGGCGCUGCUUCACCCACAGAGCCCGGGACCCCCUGCUCAACGACCGGCUGCACCGGGCCAAAGAGUCGGAGCUGGCGGUGAUCUGCGCCCUGCUGGAGGACCCCGGCCUGUGCUCCCAGAGCUUCAGGGAGUGGAAGCAGUGGCACAGCGAGCUCUACUCAGAAAUCUGCCAGCUCAGCACCAACGGCCAGGACGAGCUCUCCCCGCUGGCCGCGCCUCUCAUGACCCACACACACUCCUUCAUCGAGACGCACGUGUGAGGAAAAGGAUGGAUGACGCUCAAAAGACUGAACCCACACACGCCCACUUCCAGACACACACACACACACUCUCUCACACACAAACACACACACAGCUUUACACCGUUGCGCCUGAUCACAACUCUGGACACGCACACACACACACACACAC
Molecule: messenger RNA, 4366 nt
Organism: Menidia menidia (Atlantic silverside)
Lineage: Eukaryota; Metazoa; Chordata; Actinopteri; Atheriniformes; Atherinopsidae
Source: the annotation of a GenBank genome assembly